UCAGCUUUUUAAGGCCCGACAGUACGCGGUGGGCCGCCGUUGACGCCGGGAGACAGCUGAGCGCUGGCGCAGAGACUGAAACGCUAAAGGCCAGGAUGCAUCUGCAGUUACUACAAGCUGCGCUGUUGCUCCACACGUCUUUCUUGGUCGCACAUGCCGAAGAUGCCUACUUGAUGUGUCCGCCUGGUCCCGUGCCCAGUUUGGAGUACGGGAUCCCAGUCGACGACGCUCCGCCUGCAUCGCCACCUAAGCUUGUUCAUAUAGCAGCUGAUUACUUUGCGGAUGCUAAUAACUGCAGCCACUUCUACCUAUGUCGCGACCUUGACAACGGCGGCUCGUUUGCCUUGCACCAGUACAGGUGUCCAGAUGGCGAGGGAUUUGACACUGACACUCUUCGUUGUUCAGAUGAGUGGCUGUUGCCCCGCUGCGGAGGCUCGGCGCCGCCUGCACUGUACGUUACUGAGCUGACUUAUGGCCCAGAAGGCGCUGAAGAGCUGACAGGGGGUAGGGUAGCGCGCAGUGCUCAGCAUUUCCAGCCUGUCAAACCGGGUGUCAUCGGCAAGCCGGGUGUGCCGGGAAAUCCGGGCAACCCUGGCAAGCCCGGCAACCCGGGCGUUCCGGGGCGGCCGGGGACCCGACCAGGCGAGUUCACACCGCCCAGCGGGCCCGGCAACUUCGGCCGACCUGGCAACUUCGGCAAUCCUGGCUCCUUCACUCCGCCGAAACUGCCCUUCUAUCCCACUUUCCAGAUUCCCAACCCAGGGAAUCCGGGGAAUCCCGGCAAUCCCGGCAAUUUUGGUGGUGUUGGGAAGUGAAGGAUGUUUCCCAGGAAAACUGCGUUAGGGCUUACUGCGUAAGCACAGAGAAUAAACGUUAUUACGCAUAUAAAAGCGA
Messenger RNA from Pollicipes pollicipes, 894 nucleotides. RefSeq names its product collagen alpha-1(IV) chain. Bases 96 to 815 code for a protein of 239 amino acids. Gene Ontology annotation, cellular component: extracellular region. The record is from RefSeq and is a predicted model, not a curated record. NCBI's taxonomy places the organism in Eukaryota, Metazoa, Arthropoda, Thecostraca, Pollicipedomorpha, Pollicipedidae. Gene Ontology annotation, molecular function: chitin binding. The transcript is spliced from 4 exons.